Momordica charantia (bitter melon) is the source of this 1331-nucleotide messenger RNA. Lineage: Eukaryota; Viridiplantae; Streptophyta; Magnoliopsida; Cucurbitales; Cucurbitaceae. The record is from RefSeq and is a predicted model, not a curated record.
CAGUUGUGUACCUUGGAAUUUGAAACACGUCGUGCUUCRUACUAUUGGUUAUUGCACGCACUGGAGCUUUAUCAACCAUAUGUGUGGGAAUAUUCUYGACUCAAUGUUUCAAAUAAUGUGUUGUCUAAGCGUAAGUUAAAUCGACUAGUGACAGAAAAAUGGGUUGAUGGUUGGGAUGAUCCUYGACUGUUGAYGCUAGCUGGUSUUAGGCGCAGGGGUGUCACGUCAACUGCAAUUAAUGCUUUKGUUCGAGGAAUUGGAAUCACUAGAAGGUUUGAAGUUUGUAUGCUUGUUAUAUGGGCAUGUCAAAGAAAUCAGUAGCAUUUCAUGCUACAUUUGUCAUCUGCUGUUACCAUAACUAUCUGGUGUUUUCACCACAGUGACUGUAGUUUGAUUCGGUUUGAUCGUCUUGAAUAUCACAUUAGAKAAGAACUAAACAGGUCAGCUSAACGGGCAAUGGUUGUUUUGCAGCCGCUUAAGGUYGUUAUUACCAACUUAGAAAAUGGAUCAAUAAUGGAUCUUGACGCCAAGAAAUGGCCUGAAGCUCAAGCAGAUGAGGCAUCAGCCUUUUAUAAGGUUCCAUUUUCCAAUGUUGUGUACAUAGAACAAUCAGAUUUCCGGUUGAAUGAUUCAAAAGAUUACUAUGGUCUUGCACCUGGGAAGUCUGUCCUUCUGAGGUAUGCGUAUCCUAUUAAAUGUACAGAUGUUAUCCUUGCGGAUGAUAAAGAAACUGUACUUGAGGUUAGAGCAGAAUAUGAUGCUUCCAAGAAAUCAAAGCCAAAGGGGGUCCUACACUGGGUUGCAGAACCUUCUCCAGGAGUUGAUCCACUGAAAGUGGRAGUUAGAUUGUUCGACAAGCUAUUCCUUUCUGAGAAUCCUGCUGAACUUGAUGAUUGGCUCGCRGAUUUGAACCCACAAUCAAAAGUAGUCAUCCCGAGUGCUUUUGCUGUACCARAACUUAGGAAUGYUGUUGUAGGAGAYGCAUUCCAAUUUGAAAGGAUUGGGUAUUUUGCAGUUGAUAAAGACUCAACUCCUGAAAAGCUCAUAUUCAAUUGAACAGGCACGUUGAGAGAUGGCUAUAAUAAGAGCAGUAAGUAAGUUCAAAAUUAGGGGAAAAAAACAAAUGGUCUUAUAAUGCAUCCCUUCUUUCAAAUCAAAAUUUUCGUAAAUAUUGUUUAGAUCUUGUAGAAGAAUUAAAUGUGCUUCGAGUCUUUGUUGUGUAAAUCAUUACGACUGAGACCUUCCCUGGAAAGAACUUAUGCCUCUUUGAUUCGAGAUUGUUUUGACCGAAAAUUUGAAGGAAAAAAACUGACCACAAUGUUUAUGAUAAA